UUUUUCUUUUUUUUUGUUGUUGCUUUUUUGUCUAAAUUAUCUAAACUUUCAGAAUGUUUCAUUGGUAUACAAUAAAUAUUUUGUAAUUUUGAGCAAAGAAUAAUGUUUUAAAAUAUGAUUUUAUUUGUUUCUCAUUCCCUAUGUAUUACUAUCGGAGAUUUGCACUGGUCGAGUCCACCUAGAAAAAUCACUCAGGUGUGACAAUCACAUUUGGGGUAAAUACGGGUUGAGUAAAUUAGGCUACCUGAGAGAAAUAUGGCGGAUAAGAUGAGAAAUGUGUACAUAUUUGGAAUGAGAGUUCCAAAUCCCCGCAUGCAUAACCCGGACGCAGUUUACCCCAAGAUUGAGCGGAGGUAUAAAUGUCUAGGUGUUGCGUGAUUGGCUAAUAUCAAGAGUGAAAUUAUUUGGAAUUGAAAGAAAUAUUAUAGAGGUUCAAAUUAAUUGUCAGGAUGAAAAAUUAUCGCACAAAAUCGAGAAAUGACUAAGGAAAUUACCAUGGUAGGGGUGUGCUUAAAAUGAAGGGUGUAAUUUACUGCAGAUUGCUAUGUGUUGUAAAAAUGUACAAAUACGGCUUAUAAAAGGCACGGGACCAUUUUGUCGUUUUUUAUCAACACUUGGAAUGAACUUUGAAAUGUUUGCGGUCAUUUGUUUCAAAUUAAUAUAGUUAAUUAGUGAGAGGGCCAAAGGUUAGCAUUGAGGUCUAUGGGAAAUGAAUUGGUACUCUUUUCCCAUUUAUUAAUUCAUGUCAGCUUUAAUAUUUAAUUUAAAGCGUUCUCUAAGGGGAAUAACUCUAAUCAUUUCUUUUUAGGUCAAAAGGUUAAUGGCUGCGCAAACUGAGUGUUCCGCAUAAGACCAAAUUUUCGACUAGAAAGGACUGCUGAGAACAGAAAACACCGUUUCAUGUGACGUUAUUUGUUGUGAUAUGAGAAUAGUCCCAGAUUGGAAGCAUAUGGCUGGUCAUUUAUGGAAUUAUACUCUCUGUGUCCAGAGCAUUCUUCAUCUGCAUCGGCCAAUGACUAAACUGUGCCUAUCCUCUAUAUUUUCAAUCAGCAUAGCUGAAUUUUUCAACAGCAAUAAUCUUUAUCCUGAGAGCCUAUUAAGUAAGAAAUGCUUGAACAGGAGCAAGAUAAAGCAUCAAGAAAACGCCAUGAAUCCAGGAGCAGUGUGUCAAACUUGUCUACCUCAUCGGAGGGAACCUCCUCAUCUAGCGACUCUUCCAUUUCGAUGCCCCCCGCUCCAGACGGGGGCUAUGGCUGGGUAAUUGUGCUCAGUGCAUUCUUUGUGAUGGUUAUAAGUGAUGGAUUUACAUUAUCUUUUGGUGUACUUUUUACGGAGCUGUCGAAGGUCUUCAAAGAAAGUAAAGGUGUGACGUCUAUUAUUGCUGCCUUAUUCUAUGGAAUCCCACUGGUGUGUGGACCUAUAUCCAGUGCUAUUGUGACGAAAUUAGGAUGCAGGAAAGCCCAGAUCAUUGGAGGAUUGAUCACAAGUGCUGGCAUCUUAGCCAGUGCUUUUGUGGAUUCCAUAGGCCUUAUCUGUUUUACGUUUGGUUUUGUUGCCGGAUUCGGUCUCUCCAUUGGAUAUGUAAAUUCAUUAGUGAUUGUGGCGUACUAUUUUGAGAAGAAGCGAUCCCUGGCGACUGGCCUGUCCGUUUGUGGAUCUGGAAUCGGUACAUUUGUAUUUGCUCCCUUUCUAGAGUUCCUCAUUGAGGAGUAUGGAUGGAGAGGAUCUUUCAUCAUUCUUAGUGCUGUAACUUUGAACUUGGUUGUUUGUGGAGCAUUGAUGAGGCCCUUGGAAUUUACCCCAAUGGAAGAAUGGAGAAGAAAUUUAGAGAGAUUCGAAAAUAUGUCGAGAACAAUUUCAAGAGCAAGUCUGCAUGAUAGAAGUCGUCAUGUUAGUAAUUCAGAAGAGCUGAGCUCGGAUAGUGAAAAUGAAGGUUCAGUUCGGAUAGAGCAGCUUAGCCAUUCUCAGGUACAACUUCCAACUUUUAUAAAGAAAUCCAGAAAUAUUCCUAUCGAAAUGUUAAGCGACAUCCGAAAAAAUGGCAGCAAUUUUCAGCAUAGUGUGAAACAAUACUUUCAAAGCUUGGAUACUGACAACACCACAGCAAAUAAUGCAUCUAAUCUGGACACGUCACCCAACAACAAAUUAAUGGUCACUAGUGAUGAUCAUAUUGUUUUUGCUAAUGAAGAUGGGAAUGUUACAGAUCAAGUGGUCAAGAGAAGGCGCAAGAAAAAACAGAGUGGCCAGAAAAAGAACCCUUCUCCUCAGACAAUCAUGCAAUACUAUCCAUUGUAUAGAAAAGACCUGUUUUAUAGGAGAAGUUUGACAAGAUUCACAACCACUCCUCAGAUCCGGUCCAGAAGCUGUCCAGAACUACACAUGGAGAUGUUAGAGGACAGUUCUGAUGAAGAAGAUGAUGACAGUUGUCCUUUGCCAAGGCUUCUGCGAUUAUCUAAACACAUCAAGAAAAUGUUUAAGUUGAUGUUUGAUUUCCAGAUCAUGAGAAAUCCCACUUUCCUUCUCUUUGUGUUUUCUAACUUCAUAUUGUACUUCUGGUAUGAUAUUCCAUACGUGUUUCUGAAUGACAUUGCUAAAGAAGAAGGCAUAGAAAAUCCGGCUUUCAUAAUUUCGACUCUUGGAAUUGUGAAUACCCUAGGACAGAUUAUAUAUGGAUUUAUAGGGGACAAAAAUAUAGAUCUGACAUUGCUUUAUGGCGUGUCCAUCAUCCUCUCAGGCUUGGCUGUGAUGGUUGUGCCAUGGUUCAUGUCUUUCAUACCACUAUGUGUAAUAGCAGGUCUUUUUGGAUUAUUUAUCAGUGCCAACUAUGCAUUGAGUACUGUGAUUCUGGUGGAAAUUGUUGGAAUUGACAAGCUGACCAAUUCCUAUGGACUGACCAUGAUGAUGCAGGGACUGGCCAAUAUAAUAGGCCCCCCUGUAGCUGGUUUGCUUUAUGACAUGUCGGGAUCCUAUGACCAUACCUUUGUAGCUGGAGGGAUCUUCAUUGCAUUUUCUGGUCUUCUAUUGAUCUUCGUGCCAAUUGGAAAAUGUCUGAAAUCUCUUAUUACGAGAAAACACUCUAUCAGCAGUAGAACUCCAAAACAGCGAGAGAUUCUGAUGGAGAAUGGAGAAUGCCAGGAAAACUUGGUUUCUUCAAACGCAGAAACUUCUGUUUAACCUUGUUAAGAAUUUGUUAUAAUGUUUGUUCCAUUCGGGAAACAGAUAUCUUCCAGUACAUUUCUCCAUUGAUUGACUAUAAGUACAUACACUGCUUGCGUUUUGCAUAUUCAUCCCCUCCCCCUCCCCCAUCCCCAUUUUCUAUUUCUUAUUUGUCCUUAAACAUAAUAUUUGAAAUGAAACUUCUUGCUUGUAGAUGCCAAAUAAUAUAUACUAAAACAGUAUGAUGAUCUGAAUACAUACAAGUAGAUUAUCUGAUUUUGUUUUUUCGUAUCUUAAAACUGAAUUAAGUAUCUACUUCAAGCAUAAUUUCAGGGGAGGGAGGAUACUAAGUCUACCUAAUACCCGGUGACUUACAAAUUUGUCCUGGUACAGUUUUGGUGUGUAAGAUAUCAUUAUAAAGGACCUCACUGUAUCUACUAUAAGGAAGUCUACAAAUUCUCACGUGUAAUUUAGUCAUUGUGUUAAGUGGUUUGUGAUAUUCGUAUCAGUCACUUUAUAUCGACAAAUUUUACAAACCAUUUAGCACAGGUUGUUACAGAAUUUUACAAAAUAAUCUUUAGUCCCAUCUUUAUUACCAUAGCGUUUAUGGGGAAAAAAAAUGUCCUAACAAUUAUAAGUUUGCAGGAUGACACAUCAUUAAAGUUAUGUUUUUGUUAUUUCAUAUAUCCCAGGGAAAUAGUAUUUUGACUUGCCAGUACUGUAUUUUUAUAAUGUUAAUUGAUCUUGAUGUUGUGCGUCUUGUUGAAAGCCUUGUUGAAGUCUUGUUGUGUGUCCUUGUUGUGUGUGAACAAAUAUAUUAAUUUUAUUUAUAUUGACUUCAAGACUUGAAACUAUAUUCAAUGCCUUCAGUGCUGUACAUUUGUUCAGAGGGCUCAGUCGCUUCAGGAAUCUUGUAGUUGCUUCUCGGUGUAAGUGAAGAUCUCUCUGUUGUUUAAUGUAUAUAUAUUUUUUUUAUUUCUUGCAUGUAUAUAUAUCAUAACAAGUGAUUUUGGCAAACAAUCAGACAGCUGAAUUAUUUACGUUAGUGUUAAUUGUAACCGUAUGUUCUUCUGUAAUCUCAAUAAUUUCAUAGUCGAACAUAUAAAAGAAACCAGCUGCAUAUGCACCUUGCUGAGCAAUACAUUUUAAUGGUGGGGGGGUUUUUUGGAGGAGGGGGGGGGGUGAUGUCUGAAGAAUGCUUUAUUGCACUUCCAAGUAAAUAUGUUAUUUGGAAUAUGUGGUAUGUAAUUGCUGAUCAAUAUAUCUAGCCAAUACAUGUUUUGAAUACAGGUAUACCUUAAUUUACUCGUGUAUGAAACUACCAGGUUAAUCCGGAAGGCUAAUCACCAUCGUUAGACUGGCGUAAUUCUUGUAAAUUGAAUUUGAGUAAAGUAUAUUGAUUUGUAAGACAGUUGAGCUCCAGAAUAUCAAUACAGUAGUACAUUGCCCAAGAUUUGAAAGGACUUGAAACAGCGUAGGGUAUGAUGUAACACGACAGACUGAUUUUAUAUUAUGUAAUAGAUAUUUGGACUGUGUGACUGCCAAAUUGUAAAUAACAUAAGAUUCAGUUUCUUUCUAUAAAAUAAGUAAAUUUUCUUUCAUUUUGCUGAAAUUACUUGAUUAAGUAAAUGAUUAAGCCACACUUCACAGACUUUAUCCAGGUUUGAUAUACCUUCACACAAGUUUGUUUUGGACAGCAUAUGUUGACCCAUCAGUGGGAUAUAUAUUUCUACACCUGUGUGCUUUUUGUUUUCAUGAUCAGUUUGACAUAAAACAACUACUGUUGUGUUCAGUAUUGUGUUUUAGAUCAUCCUUGCAAUCAGUACAUGGUAUUUCAAUUCAAAAUUAAAUUUAGCAGCCAAGAUGUACAGCUUAAUUUAGCAAGACACUCGCAGAGGAAUAUUGAAAUAUUUUAAUAAAGAAGACAUUAUAAAGACAACAUUUCAGUCAUUUUAAGAUUCCUUGUUUUUUCAUGUUCUAAUCUUGUUUUAUUUUUGUAUUGGCAUGAACGAUGUCAGACCUUGUGCUAAUGGUUGAUUUCAAGGUCAAAAAGAACUGGUAUAGUGAAAGUUUCUAUCCCUGUAUAUUUAUCUGUCACUGUUCAGUUGAUGUCUUUCCCUAUGGAACGACUGUAAAUUCAUUGACUUGAUACCAGAAUCAGUGUUUUAAACAACAUCCUGUUUCCUUUGUUUGUCAAAUGGCAAGAAUAAAAAAAUCAAAACUCUGUUCCACAAUUAAACAUUAGCAAUAUAAAUCAUUAAUUAUAAUAGUGAAAUUAAGGUAAUGAAAAUUAGAGAGAUCUUUAAGAAAUAACUGUGAAUACAUUCUCACAAAAUAAAUGCGUAAAUAGAUUUCUCCUGACUUAAACAAGGAAUAUACGGUAGUUUACUUCUGUAAGAUUUAUAGGAAUUGAUAACGUGACAAGGACACAGUUGUUUUGUUUCUCGUUCAUACAUUAGUUCCUUGACAGUUAAUUGGCAACCACAUUCAACACCAACACAUACUUUGAGGGGUUUUUUUUUAAGACUGUUGAAAAUGAGCUACAUUAAGAGUCUGUUAUCUACAUUUUUUCAGCAAAUGGCUCUUCGGUUCUUAAAGUGGUUAUUAAAAUGUCAUGUUUAUGAAUCUGCUAGCUAUGUGAUUGACUCUACUUAGGGCAACUGUUUUAUUACAUACUUGUUAUUACUGUGUUACAUGCUGUUUUGUAUUUAUUUGAAUGUAUGAUUUUCUUUUUUAGUUUGAUGUUAGAAUACAUGUUCAUGCUUGAAUUACUGGCAAUCUGCAUAUUUGUAUUGUAAUGAAUUUAGUUUAUAAAUUAUUUUGUUUGGACUAUGAUUACAUGUUGAAUCACAGUUUAUUCAGUAUAUGUUUAUGGUCAAUAGUAUGGUGGUUGAAUAUUAUGGAUAUUUUUAUGCCUUGGUUCAGAUUAUUUGAAUCAAAGUAUUAGUGUAUUUUUACAUUUAUUUUUUUUUUUAAAUUUCAAACAGAUUCGUCAAUACAGUCAUGUUGUUCUUAAAUCAAUAGUUAUGCAAAUUGUGUUUUAACCCUUUUAGUUUUAUCUAGAUGUGAAAUUAAUGGCCAUUUAUACAUUCCAUUCAUCAUCAGUAGAAGCAAGUAAGAGUUAUCUUUCUUACCUUCAGUCUCUCAUCCCCCUCACAACGGAGUGGCAGGGGGAACAGUAACUUCCCGUUCUGUACACUGUGUGUUCAUACGUCCAAGUGUUCAUUACAUUGGGUUCGGUACAGGAUUUUAGGCAAAGUAUUUGUCUGAUUUUUAUCAAACUUGUAGGAAUGGUACCUUGCAUAUAAAUCACAGUUCCCGGUCAUCUAAAAAAAAGUGAAGGUCACUGACAGUGAAAUGGGGUUAUUAUAACCUCUUUAAUUUUCCUGAAAAGUCCAGGAAUGGUGCAAUACAUAAAUACUUUGUAUAUCGGUUCAUAUCUGUUAUCAAGGUCAGUUAUAAAUGUCACUGGGGAGGAAAUUGGGGACCUUUUUGUGUUUUUAUUAAAAUUGGAUAAAUAGCUAUAUAAAUAUUCAGGUUCCUGUGGGUUUUUUUUAUAGAUCAAAUGUAAACUGUCAAAUUACGUGGAAAGAACAUUAUGAACUUCCUUGUGUACAACUUUUUUAGUGUGCUUGGUACCCAAUUUCUUGCGAGAUCUUGGUUCCGAAUCAAAGGACAAGGGCAUCGUAUGCACUAAUGGAGAUACUAUUUUGUUGUGAGGGGAUGCUCCCAUUUGUGGAGCCCGUGUAUUUCAAUUUGAAAAUGUUUAAAUGGUUUGUUGACUCUAACAAUCAGUGGGAGGAAUAUAUUGUUAUAUUCUGUUUCUGUUAAUGUUUGCUGUUGUUAUACUUUUGUGUAAAUUAAAAAUGCAAUUAA
Messenger RNA from Ostrea edulis (European flat oyster), 7032 nucleotides. RefSeq names its product monocarboxylate transporter 12-like. The transcript has 3 exons. Gene Ontology annotation, molecular function: monocarboxylic acid transmembrane transporter activity. Bases 1108 to 3174 code for a protein of 688 amino acids. Gene Ontology annotation, biological process: monocarboxylic acid transport; transmembrane transport. NCBI's taxonomy places the organism in Eukaryota, Metazoa, Mollusca, Bivalvia, Ostreida, Ostreidae. The record is from RefSeq and is a predicted model, not a curated record.